Molecule: messenger RNA, 441 nt
Organism: Coregonus sp. 'balchen'
Lineage: Eukaryota; Metazoa; Chordata; Actinopteri; Salmoniformes; Salmonidae
Source: the annotation of a GenBank genome assembly
UGGUCUGAGUUCCUCUGUGUUGUCAUCUCUCCAGGUUAUCAUUAUGGGAACCCCCUGAACGAAUAUGUGCGUCACUACGAGGGCCUGUCCUAUAACUCCUAUGAGUUGCACGACAGGCACCUGAGAGUCAAGAGGGCCCUCAACCACCAAGAUAAGUUUCUCCAUCUGGACUUCCACGCACACGGAAGGUUAGUGUCCCGGAUAUUUUCAUUGUGCGUGUAUGUCUCUGUGUCCGUUUUGGUGAUAUGGUUUAUUUUGUUUAAAAAAAAAAUAAUAAUAAUAAUAUUGAAGUGAAGUACCAGGUGUGAACCUUCAACUUCAAGAUGAGUCUUGUUCCUCAAUUACUGAACCGUGAUGUUCUCAAUAAAAUAGGCAUAAUUGUUGUUUUAAAGAAAGUUGUUUAGCCUUGUUUUCAUCUUUGAUUAUUUUCAUAGAACAUAG